AUGAUCUCUCGAUCCCCCGCCUUGGCGCAGAUGCGGCGUCGCAUUGUCCUCAUUCUCAUCCUCAUUUCUCUCAUUUCUCUCGCCCUCAUCGAAGCGCGUCCCAGUCCUUUGCGCCUCUCGCCACGCCAGCAGGCCCCGACUGGCGGUAGCAACACCGAUGGCGGCUCGUCGACGAAUGGUGGUGCCCAAUCCGCAGCAGAUGCAGCUCAGGCUGCCGGCUCGUCCAUCGAUACGGGGUCGGGAGGGGACCGUUCCACCCCUGCUACCAGGGCUGAAUUUGCGCGACUGCUGUCUGGCACCUUCUUUGGGUGCCUCGUGUCCCUCUUCCUCGGUGGAGCCGUCCUUGUCCAAGUGUGGUCCUACUUCGAGCGUCACGGUCGCCGUGGAUCGGACAAGCUCGGCGUACAGCUACUCGUAGCCGUGCUUGGCCUCUUCUCGCUCGCCUCCAAUGCCGUACUUGUGCACCGCAUCUACUUCAUCCAUGUCGCAAACUUCGGCGACUUUGCCUUUCCCCUCUUGACCAUCGGCUGGGAGCUGACGGUCAACUACAUCUGCAUUGCCUGCAUGACAACGCUCGUCCAGCUCUACUACGCCAAUCGGGUCUGGUCGGCAUACAAUUGCUCACGAUGGUUCUGGCUUCCCCUCGUCCUCCUCAUAGCCUACUCCUUUGCGGGUGGUGUUGCCUCCGGCGCCUUGUCGUAUCGUAGUGGCUCGGCGGCCAACGUAAGAGGAUCGGCUCUACAUGACUUCCAGCCAAACUCGACGCCUUGGCAAUGGAGUGUCGUCUUUGCUAGCUGGCUCAUCUGUUGCUCCACGGUGGAUGUCGGCCUGUGCGUGCUGCUCGCGCUGCAGCUCAUCAAGAUGAAGAGUCCCUACUUCUCCACGCGUCACGCCGUCGCUCGACUUCUCACCCUCUCCUUCGAGACCUGCUUCAUCACCGUCGGCUUCUCACUGGGCGCCAUGAUCCUCUUCCUUGCCGAACCGCAGCAGUUCUACUUCCUCAUCCUCCUCUCCCCGCUCGGUCAGGUCUCAGCUGCCUCCCUCAUCGCCACGCUCAUGGCUCGGCCGUCCAUCGCGGCCGAGAUCGCGCAAACGGACGAGAAGGCCAUUGGCGGGGCAAUUGAUGCGGAAGAUGUGGACGCCUUUGCCUCUCGCGCUCCGCCUUCCAUUGCUAAGCCGCUGGUCAAGCGCAUCAUGAAACGCGAGGAGCGACGCAGAGAGAGUCCCGUGCAGGUAACGAUGACGACGACGAUCCACCAGGAGGCGGAGGAGGAGGACGCUGCAGCCCUGCCUGAGGGCUGGUCUCUCAAGAAGAGUGCGAGCGACUUGAGUGGUGGGAGUGGGGACUCUUACUCUCCCAAGACGACGCGAGCCUUUGGCAACGAUGAGUCGCUUCUCCCUACCCACCACUACGGUGAGCAUUUUCUUGCCGCGGUCAAGGAGGAGAGUACCGCUUCUUCGCCCGCCGCAGGGACGCCUCAGCAGCCCAAACCGAAUCCGUUCAAUCUGACCGUGGCGAACAAGACGCCCGAGGGGACGCGGCGUGGCGGGAGCAACAUAAGCGGUUACUUUGGUGGCGGGCCUCCACCGUGGACCACACCCGGAACGGGCUCGAGGUCGCCGACAGAGAAGUCGCGGGACACUGGCACGAAUACCGCAAUCACCACAACACCAACAUCGACUUUGAAGAGGGGGGCCGGCCCUCCUUCUGCCUGGCCUGGAUCUAACUGGAAUAGCGCGUCGGACCGCGACUCGUAUGCUACGGAGUGGUCUACGGCCUCUGCUGCUUACCCGUCGUCCGGCAUACCUAGUACGAGUAUCGCUACGAUCAGGGCCAACAUGCGGGCAAGCGCGGCCACGAGUGCCGGAGGUGGGGUUGGAGGAGGCAGGGCUUCGUCCAAGCCUGCAAAGCCGCAGCCGCAGGCGCCGACGUAUGGGUAUUUGUAA
Molecule: messenger RNA, 1947 nt
Organism: Jaminaea rosea
Lineage: Eukaryota; Fungi; Basidiomycota; Exobasidiomycetes; Microstromatales
Exons: 4
Coding region: 1-1947 (648 amino acids)
Source: RefSeq, a predicted model, not a curated record